This is a messenger RNA of Acanthosepion pharaonis, 2025 nucleotides long. Lineage: Eukaryota; Metazoa; Mollusca; Cephalopoda; Sepiida; Sepiidae. The record is from the annotation of a GenBank genome assembly.
AUGCCGGCGGUGAAGGUGGGAGUGAAGAGGAGGCGCGCCCAGCGUGCCAUAAUCUACAACUUCCUCCAGAACCUCCAUAAACGUAGUCCGAAGUCUGUAGCCGAACGGGUCCUCGACAGCGACCUCUCUUAUGAGGGGCUUGUUGCCGAACGGGGCCUCUCCGACGAGGACUUCCUGCGCAAGUGGAAGCCGAUGUUUGAACGACCCUCUGCGCCCAUUAAGGUGGCCGAUGUCGUUGCCGUAAUUGCAUCACUAAAGGAGUCGUUCCCCGGACCUGAUGGCCUCCGCCUUACCAUCCUGCGGGGAAUACCCGUAGAGGUCAUCACCAUUCUGUAUAAUCUGCUAUUGCUUAAAGGACCGCCGCCCACCAGGGGCAAAGCCGGCAACAUCUUCACCUCCCGGGUGACUUUCAUCAAGAAGGUGGAGGUGCCUGGCGAUGCCCUUGAGUUCCGUCCCAUCGCCAUCGGGAAUUACUUUGUGCGCGUAUUUCAUCAGGUGCUUGCGAGUCGGUUUGAGGCAGCCUUGCCUAAUCAUCGAGACCAGGUCGGGUUUAAACGUCUCGAUGGGGUUGCCCACAAUGUCCUCAAGUUGAAUGCGGCACUAAAUGCUGCCCGGAGCAAACAUGAGAACUUAGUCGUCGCAUCGGUGGACAUCCCCAAGGCGUUCGAUUCGAUAUCGCACGAAGCGAUGCUGGUCAUACUCCAACAGAAGGGGGUCCCCGACCUCCUCAUAGGGUAUUUGCGAACCUAUUUCAGCACGAGCAGACUACAGAUUGGAAAAGAUCUGAUCCACCCGAAACAUCGUGGGGUUAAGCAGGGGGACCCUCUGUCCCCCUGGCUAUUCAAUCUAGCCCUGGAUCAGAUACUUGAGGGACAGGAGUACGCCCUUGCCAUCGGCGCGAUAGUACUCAAUGAGAUGGCGUAUGCUGAUGAUCUAAUACUAUUCGCCAGCUCCCAAGAAGAAAUGCAAAAACGGAUCGAGCGACUGACUAUCGGCCUCGGCCGCCUCGGACUUGAGCUUAACGCCCGGAAAUGCUGUGUGCUUUCCAUUCGCAGGGAUAAGAAGAGGAAAUUUAGCUUUGUUGAUACGGAUGUGUCGAUAUCCGUCGAUGGUACCCGUCUGCCAGUUGUGACUGCCGUAUCCGAAUUUCGGUAUCUCGGAGUCCAGUUCAAUUGGAAGGGCGUGGCCCGUACGCCGCUCGACCUAGAUAAACUACUGGUCCGUCUCAAUCGCGCUGCUCUAAAACCGCAACAAAAGCUGAUAAUCCUUAAAAAAUUCUUGCUCCCGCGUCUGCAACACCAGCUAACAUUCGGCCGACUGCAUAAGGGCGAGCUCCUCAAAGGGGACAAAGCAGUUCGUCGGGUCGUCCGCAAGUGGCUUCGGCUGCCGGCGGAUUGUCCCAAUUCCGCGAUACACACUCCCGCGAGAUUCGGCGGUUUGGGGGUGAACUCUCUAGAAACGCUAUACUCUACAUCGAAAGAAAGCCGCCUAUCCCAGUCGUCGUAUGGUGAUGAGGAAGAUGCAGCAAUAGCGUCUAAUCCCGCCGUGCGAGGUCUGAUGUCCUACAAAUUUAGAGGAUCUGUAAUGUCAUCCCGAGAGGGUCUGGUUGAGGAUCUCCACAGGAGAUUGGACACCAGGGGCCUACAGGGGUAUGAGAAGGUACCAGCUGUCAACAGCUGGCUGGACCAUGCCCCCACCAACUUGGCCGGACACGAUUUCCAGGAGGCCGUUAGGGUACCCCUAGGCUGUAUGGGCACGCCAUCCUGGCUCAGCCGGGGUGGUCGUAAUGUCGACUCCAUCUGCAAAUGUGGUAGCAAUGCUCGUAUGAGCCUGCCCCACAUUGUCCAAGCCUGCAGCAUCGUUGGCGGCCUCCGGAUAAAACGCCACAAUAACGUCGUACUAUACGUGGCACAGAUCCUGAAGGAAAGGAAAUUCGACGAUGAUUCUACGCGAUACCGCACGCAUGCUAUGGGCAUAUUGGCACGCGCCGGCGGACGGGGCAACACGCCCGACAGCGUCGGCUGA